AUGGAACCAAAUAAUAAUAAUAAUAAUAAUAAUAUUGAUGAAGAUAUCGAAUUGGAGAUUAAGAAAAAGGCCAAUAUCGAUCGAAUGCUAGGUGACAUUGAAUUGGAAGAAAAGAAAAAGAAUGAAGAGAAUUAUCAUAUGGAUGUAACCUUUGAUGAUGAUGAUGGUGACCAAGACAUUGAUUUAAAAGUUAGAAAUCAUGAAUUUAGCUUUGUCAAUCAAUUCUCUGCUCUUUUCAAAAAAUCAAUAGCCUAUCAAAAACGUCAAUACAAAACAAAUAUCCUUCAAGCACUAGUUCCAGUUUUAAUGAUUAGUAUCAUGUCAUUAGUACAAUUAGCAACUCCACCCAUUUUAUAUCCAGAUAAUCAACAUCCAAUUAGUUUCCCACCACCAUUUAUUUUCCCACCCACUCUAAACUUGACCGUUCCAUACUUGGUUUCUCCAACCAUCAAUCUUGCUGAAUUAGGUUCAUGUUGUCAAAACAACUCUGGUCUUCUUGGUUUAUUUACAACAUCUUAUCAAACUAGUAAAGAUCCACAAUAUCCAGCAUUAGGAUUAAUUCCAACUGAAUCAUUCCAAUUCCAAAGAUACCCAAGUCAAAAAGUAUUGGAUUAUUCAUCGUAUCAUCAAGGUGCUACAAUUGGUAAUUUUGAUUUCUUGAUGAGUUAUAUCUUCAACAAGUUGAAUGUAAAGCCUGGAUUGUCUGCUGAAACUGAUAUCGCUCUACUCAGUAACAAUACAGUCUCUAGUUCAUCCAUUAUCAGUCCUAUUCACAAUGCCAUCUAUAAAAAGUUGACUGGAGAUAUCAACAGUACUCUUAUCACUGGUGUAAGACCAUUCCCAAACUUUGCUACCGAAGAGAAAAAAGAUAUGAUUCAACCUCAAGAAAACUUUUGGUAUUUAUUCAUGUUAUCAUUUUGUAUGGUUAUUUUCGUAUCCAAUGUUGUUUAUGAAAAAGAAAAUAGAUUAAGAGAAAGUAUGAAAAUGGCUGGUCUAAGAAUGAGAGUGUAUUGGUUGGUUACCUACAUGUUUAAUUUUUCACUUUACCUUGUCAUUGUAUUCGUUGCUAUUGCAUUUGCUUAUAUUCUUAAAUUUAAAUUCUUUACAGAAACAUCAUUCUCUGUAUACUUUGUAUUAUUUAUUUUAUUUGGUAUGACUCAAAUAUCAUUCUCAUUUUUUAUUUCAGUCUUUUUCUCUUCGGUUUAUACAUCGACUGUUGUCAGCUUUAUCUAUAUUAUAUUCACAGCAUUGUCAUCGAAUCUUUUAAACAAUGCGUUUAUCGAGAACCCAGAUACCAAUCUAGCCACAUUUGUCAUCACUGCUCUCGUUCCACACGUCGCUUUUCAUCGUGCCGUAUCGUACAUCUCGUUGGCCUAUGUCGAUAAUAUGCCAGGUCUCACAUGGGACAGAAUCUUUGAGCACCAUCAAAUGCCAUCACUCUACGGUCUCUUGUUUGGUGAAUUCCUUCUCUUUACACUAUUACAUCAAUACAUGGAAAUGGUCAUUCCAUCAUCCUAUGGUGUUCGUCAUCAUCCACUAUUCUUUUUACAAAAAUCUUUUUGGCAUUUUAAAAUUUAUGGUACUUCUCCAACAACCGUUAAUCAAAUUAAUAAUAAUCAAAAUAAUCAAAAUAUGAAUAAUAAUAGUGAUAAUAAUCUUACAUCAGUAUUGGAUAUGUUACCACCAGAUAUAGUUGAUGAAAAUAGAUAUACCUAUUCCAAUGAAUGUUCGGCAUCUGUUAGAAUUAUGAAUCUAUCCAAAACAUUCAAGGUUAUGAAUCGUACCAUUCAAGCUGUCGACAAUCUAACUCUAUCUGUUGAAAAAGGUCAAUGUUUUGGUUUAUUGGGACCAAAUGGAAGUGGAAAGACAACAACUCUUUGUGUAUUGUCUGGUUUAUAUUCACCGACAAAGGGUAGCGCAAUUAUCGAUGGACACAAUAUUAUCGAUUCUUUGGGAAAGGCACAGCAAUCUUUGGGUGUAUGUGCACAAGAUGAUGUCUUGUGGGGAGAGAUGAGUGGUCGUGAACACUUGCUAUUCUAUGGAAGAAUGAAGAAUCUCAAUGGUCAAGCUUUGAUCAAGAUUGUCAAUCGUUCACUUGAAGAGGUCAUGUUGACCGACGCCCAACACAAAGCAGUUCGUGAAUACUCUGGUGGAAUGAAACGUCGUCUCAUGUUGGCCAUCUCUCUCAUCGGUACUCCUUCUGUUGUAUUACUUGAUGAACCAACUGCUGGUGUUGAUAUAUAUAGUAGACGUAUAGUAUGGAAUGUAAUUAAUAGUUACAAGAGUAAAUGUGCCAUUAUUUUAACGACACAUAAUAUGGAGGAAGCUGAAGUGUUGUGUGACCGUGUUUGUAUUAUCGAUAAUGGUCAGAUGAAAUGUAUUGGAAGAAAUGGUGAUCUUAAAAUUAGAUAUGGAGCAGGACAUACAUUGUCAGUGUCUACCGAACAUGAUACCGAUAUCAAUGAGUUUUUGUAUCGUACUAUUCCCGAUGUCAAGUUGAUCCAUCAGAUAUCGUUGACCAAGAGUUAUGCCGUGCCAAGAUCAAGUGGUCUCAAACUGUCGGCACUCUUUAACACCAUCUUGAAUAACAAGGACAACUAUGGUAUCACCGAUUGGGGUAUCUGCCAAUCCGGUCUCGAAGAAGUACUACUUCAAGCAACGUCUACCGAUACCAACAACCACAUCAAUGUUAAUAACAAUAGCCAUAACAUCAUCCACCAUGACACCAACAACAACAGCAAUGAAAUUGCCAUGAAUACUAUUGUUGAUCAUCAGCAUGCUUAG
Molecule: messenger RNA, 2784 nt
Organism: Cavenderia fasciculata
Lineage: Eukaryota; Evosea; Eumycetozoa; Acytosteliales; Cavenderiaceae
Exons: 9
Coding region: 1-2784 (927 amino acids)
Biological process (GO): transmembrane transport; lipid transport
Cellular component (GO): intracellular membrane-bounded organelle; membrane
Molecular function (GO): ATP binding; lipid carrier activity; ATP hydrolysis activity
Source: RefSeq, a predicted model, not a curated record